CCUCAGAACACUGGACUAUGACUUGCUAAAGCGUCACGCUAAACUUGUUGCAGCUGUUUUACUCUAGAGCAGAAGCAAUGGAGAUUCCUGUAUUUACUGUUGAUGCUUUUACUAACUUACCUUUCAAAGGUAAUCCUGCUGCAAUAUGUCUUAUAGAGAAUGAGCUGAGAGAUGAUCUUUAUCAGAGCAUUGCUGCUGAGAUGAAUUUAUCAGAGACUGCUUUCAUCACAAAACUGAAUUCUAUGGAUUUCUCCUCAGGUGCAAGGUUUGGAUUACGCUGGUUUACUCCCACAAGUGAGAUUCCACUGUGUGGACAUGCAACACUGGCCUCAGCAGCAGUUCUCUUUUACCUGAAAAAAAAUGUCAACCCUGUACUGGUGUUUGAGACUAUGAGUGGAGAGCUUAAUGUGCGCCAGCAUGAAGAAUCUCUAAUAAUGGACUUUCCCUUAAACAAACCAAACCCCCAGGAUCAGCAUGAAAUCAAGGAUCUUUUGAAAGCCGCAGUAGGAGAUGUGCCCAUUCAGGAAGUGUGCUACAGUCCAACCACAAGCAAACUGAUGAUUCGUUUGGCUGACACAUGUAACAGAUCUCAACUAACAUCUUUGAAGCCUGAAGCAGAAGCUCUGCUGAAAAAUGAAUCCACUGGGAAGAUUAAAGGUGUCAUUGUUACAAUGAAGGGAGCUCCAACCGCACAACCUGGAUAUGACUUCUAUUCCCGUUACUUUGCUCCUUGGGUUGGGAUCCCUGAAGAUCCAGUCUGUGGUUCUGCGCAUACGGUUCUUGCUGCCUACUGGUCUGAAAAGCUGAAGAAAAAGAAAAUGCUGGCCUAUCAGUGCUCCAGUCGUGGGGGAGAGCUUGGGCUGGAGGUUAGAGAUGAUGGUCGACUCAACAUCAGUGGUCAGGCACAGAUCGUUCUUCAGGGAACUCUUAAAAUCUAGACAACCUAUAAAACCUUCUCACUGAAUGAGUGAAUAGGUUAAGGAAAUAAGUCAAUUUUCUUUCGCAAAGAUCCACAGACUGUUAUUUUUUUUCGUAUGCUGAAUGGACAAAUGUGGUUACUUGUGUGCCAAAAUACAAUAAAAAUUAUUGUCUGAAUAAAUUAAUAAAUAAUAAACUAAUAAAUUAAAUCUGAA
Messenger RNA from Carassius auratus (goldfish), 1133 nucleotides. RefSeq names its product phenazine biosynthesis-like domain-containing protein. Lineage: Eukaryota; Metazoa; Chordata; Actinopteri; Cypriniformes; Cyprinidae. Gene Ontology annotation, cellular component: cytoplasm. The transcript has 9 exons. The record is from RefSeq and is a predicted model, not a curated record. The coding region runs from base 78 to 938 and encodes 286 amino acids. Gene Ontology annotation, biological process: biosynthetic process. Gene Ontology annotation, molecular function: isomerase activity.